This is a messenger RNA of Nicotiana tabacum (common tobacco), 2124 nucleotides long. Its product is annotated as D-3-phosphoglycerate dehydrogenase 3, chloroplastic-like. Gene Ontology annotation, biological process: L-serine biosynthetic process. Lineage: Eukaryota; Viridiplantae; Streptophyta; Magnoliopsida; Solanales; Solanaceae. The record is from RefSeq and is a predicted model, not a curated record. Gene Ontology annotation, molecular function: phosphoglycerate dehydrogenase activity; NAD binding.
GCUCCUGGGAAAUUCGGAUAUAUAAUUCAUUUCUUCCUCUCUCUCCGCCUCCUACACACCAACUUCUCCUUCGUCACACCGAUUUAGCACUCUGUAUAUUAAAAGAAACGCUGAAAAAUCAUCUGUAAAAAUGGCGGCAUCUGCUUCUUCGACUUUAAAUUUCUCCACCAAACCCUCCCACACCUCUCUCUCAUGGAAAACACGCAUCGGUUCCUCCUCCGUUUUCGCCGUCGCCGCCUUGUCUCCCCGCCGCGAUCAGCGUCAGUACCCACGUUUCGUUAUAUUCUCCAUGGGCGCAAAACCUACGGUCCUUGUAGCUGAAAAACUCGGCGAGGCAGGAGUAGAUCUCCUAAAGGAAUUCGCUGACGUGGAUUGUUCGUAUAACCUGAGUCCCGAGGAACUCCGCAAUAAGAUCUCAUUGUGUGAUGCGUUGAUUGUACGGAGUGGUACGAAGGUGAGCCGUGAGGUAUUUGAGUCGUCCGGUGGACGGCUUAAAGUUGUUGGACGAGCUGGUGUGGGAAUUGAUAAUGUGGAUCUUGCAGCGGCAACUGAGCAUGGAUGCCUUGUUGUUAAUGCGCCCACUGCUAACACUGUUGCUGCUGCGGAGCAUGGAAUCGCAUUACUCACCGCUAUGGCUCGAAAUAUUGCUCAAGCCGAUGCUUCCGUGAAAGCUGGAAAGUGGCUGAGAAACAAAUAUGUUGGUGUCUCCCUAGUUGGCAAAACACUUGCUGUGAUGGGUUUUGGGAAGGUUGGAUCAGAAGUUGCCAGGCGAGCUAAGGGGCUUGGCAUGCAUGUUAUUGCUCAUGAUCCAUAUGCCCCUGCUGACCGUGCACGUGCCAUUGGGGUGGAGCUUGUUAGCUUUGAUGAAGCCAUUGCGUCUGCAGAUUUUAUCUCACUUCACAUGCCACUUACAUCUGCAACUAAGAAGGUCCUAAAUGAUGAAACUUUCGCAAAGAUGAAAAAGGGUGUGCGAAUUGUCAAUGUUGCUCGUGGGGGAGUGAUUGAUGAAGAUGCUUUGGUCAGGGCACUUGAUGCUGGAAUUGUGGCACAGGCAGCACUUGAUGUCUUCACUGUGGAGCCACCAUCAAAGGAUAGUAAGUUGAUUCAACAUGAGAAUGUAACUGCAACGCCUCAUCUUGGCGCUAGUACUAUGGAAGCGCAGGAAGGGGUGGCCAUUGAGAUAGCAGAAGCUGUUGUUGGAGCUUUGAAAGGAGAGCUUGCUGCUACUGCUGUCAAUGCUCCAAUGGUGCCUGCUGAGGUGCUCUCCGAGCUGAAGCCUUUUGUCGAACUGGCUGAAAAACUUGGUAGACUUGCUGUCCAACUAGUCGCAGGUGGAAGUGGUGUGAAAUCAGUGAAAGUGACGUAUGGUUCAGCUAGAGCACCUGAUGAUCUUGACACAAGAUUGCUUCGUGCCAUGAUAACUAAGGGAUUGAUUGAGCCUAUUUCCAGUGCCUUUGUGAACUUGGUCAAUGCAGAUUUCACUGCUAAACAGAGAGGACUAAGAAUAGCUGAAGAAAGAUCUCUUCUAAAUGGUUCACCAGAAAGUCCACUCGAGUUCAUUCGGGUUCAGAUUGCCAAUGUGGAGUCCAAGUUUGCAAGUGCUGUUUCUGAUUCUGGAGAGAUUAGAGUGGAGGGCAGGGUAAAAGAUGGAAUCCCUCAUUUGACAAAAGUUGGAUCUUUUGAAGUGGAUGUGAGCUUGGAAGGCAGCAUCAUUCUCUGUAGACAGGUUGAUCAGCCAGGAAUGAUCGGGAAGGUGGGUAGCAUCUUGUCUGAGGAGAAUGUGAAUGUAAGUUUCAUGAGUGUUGGAAGGGUUGCUCCAAGGAAGCACGCGGUUAUGGCUAUUGGAGUGGAUGAGCAACCAAGCAAGGAGUCAUUGAAGAGGAUUGGGGAAAUUCCUGCUGUUGAGGAGUUUGUUUACCUUAAAUUAUAACAACUGUUUGAUGAUGUUGUUUGUUAGAUUUCUGUCUGAAUUCACUACGAGGCCAAAUUUUGAUGAUGUUGUUUGUUUACAAGUAGUCUAGUGUAGGAUAAAAAAAUAAUUUGGAUGUGAAAUUAGAAGUGUAGUACAUUUAGUUGUCAAUUUGACAAUCUUUAGAUUUUUCUGUCAAACUUUAUCUUUGGUGA